AUGCAGAUCUACGUGAUGGAAACGCGAGCACGCUGGACCAUCGCUCUCGAGGUUGACAGCUUGGAUACCAUUGACGAGGUGAAGUCCAAGAUCCAGGUUAAGGAAGGGUUUCCCAAGGUCCAGCAAUGCCUCAUAUUUGACAACAAGCAGCUGGACGACGGCAAGUUUACCUUGGCAGAUCAUAACAUCUGGAGAGAGUCCACCAUUCUCCUUGUCCUCCUCCAGCCAUCUCCGACGAGAGGUACGACAAUGCGCAUAUGUGUGAGGACGAUGGAUGGAAAAGAAAUCCCUCUCGACGUCGAGAGCUCGGAUACCGUCGAUGAUGUCAAGAUGAAGAUCUACGAGAAGGAUGGCACUCGUCCGGUACAGCAACGCCUCAUCCAUGAGGGCAUUCGGCUGUUGGACGAUUACACCCUGGCAGACUAUGAAAUUGAGAAGGGUGACAUCCGAUCCUCUAUUUGA
Molecule: messenger RNA, 462 nt
Organism: Brachypodium distachyon (stiff brome)
Lineage: Eukaryota; Viridiplantae; Streptophyta; Magnoliopsida; Poales; Poaceae
Product: polyubiquitin 11-like
Exons: 1
Coding region: 1-462 (153 amino acids)
Biological process (GO): modification-dependent protein catabolic process; protein ubiquitination
Cellular component (GO): cytoplasm; nucleus
Molecular function (GO): ubiquitin protein ligase binding; protein tag activity
Source: RefSeq, a predicted model, not a curated record